ACAUACGGACCCCGAUGGAACGGCCUGCGUUUGUCCCUGCGGGCUGCGGCCCUGCCUUUUCUCCCAUUCCCCUCGCCGCGUGACACGCGCUCUCCCUCUCUCCCGAGUCCCGACGACCGGGCAACAGCCGCCGCCGCCGCUCAGCCUCCGUCGGGCCCUUCGCCGGCGGCGAACACCAUCAGGUGUACAUGCGUACGCCCAUGCCCUUGGCUGCGUCCGCCCCUGCAAGUGGUUUCCUGCUGGUCUGUGUGGAUUUGGCUGCCGGAAGAUUGAUUGAUGCGGCCUUCAGGAUCACUGUAGACUCGCUGUGAGAUUCCAAGGCUGAUCAGGUCAUGUUGGGGGACCAGUGCAUCAUACAGGCGUUAGACUCGGUUAGCUCAUCAAGCUCUGCGGCCUCUGCCCCUGAUUCGACCCUCUCCGGAGAGCUUCCUUCUGUGAGCAGGAACUGUGUGAUUGGGAGCCUGCAGGUGGCGCGGGCGCAGAAGGGGGGACAUGUGGAGGGUCUGGUGAAUUGUUGUCAUAGCAAGAAGAAGAAGAAGAAUAGGACUGGCAGUGGUUUGUGGGAUUCUGCAACCAAAUCCUGGGCUUCUGGCAUGGGGGGUGAUGAUGAGAACAGUGAGGCCAACAUGAGUGAGCUCAUCGGCAGGAUCGGCCGGGAGUUGGCCAUCUCGUGCCUGCUCCGUCUUCCCCGGUCAUACUAUUACGAUGUGGCAUGUGUUGACCGGUCUUUCUACUCCCUUGUGAGGUCUGGGAACCUAUACAGGCUGAGGCGGGCGGUGGGGAUUGCCGAGCAGAUGAUCUAUUGCUCGUGCAACGUUCUCGAGUGGGAAGGUUUCGACCCGUGCCGCCAGCGGUGGUUCGGCAUCCCUUCCAUGCCUCCCAUAGAGUGCUUCAUGCUCGCUGACAAGGAAUCCCUGGCCGUGGGCACCAGUAUCCUCGUCUUCGGGAAGAGGGUGGAAUCCCAUGUUGUGCUGAGGUAUAGCCUUCUAACUAACUCCUGGACCACAGGAGAGAUGAUGAACACGCCGAGGUGCUUGUUUGGCUCGGCAAGCUUCGGUGAGAAGGCUAUUGUGGCUGGUGGUAUCGGCCAGAGUGGUCCGUUGAGCUCUGCCGAGCUUUAUGAUUCUGAGAUGCAGACAUGGACUACCCUACCGAGCAUGAGCAGGGCGCGGCAGAUGUGCUCUGGUUUCUUCAUGGACGGCAAGUUCUACGUCAUUGGUGGGAAAGCUGAGAGGCACAACGAGGUCCUUAGCUGUGCUGAGGAGUUUGAUUUGGAGAAUGGCUCCUGGCACUUGAUCCCGGACAUGGCGCAGGGCCUUAAUGGGGGAAGCGGUGCUCCGCCUCUUGUUGCUGUUGUGAAUAAUGAGCUUUAUGCUGCUGACUAUGCAACCAAGGAGGUUAGGAAGUAUGACAAGGAAAAUAAUGCAUGGAUCACUCUUGGACUGUUACCUGGGAGGUAUACAUCAGUUCAUGGCUGGGGCAUUGCUUUUCGUAGUUGUGGAGAUAUGCUCAUUGUAAUUGGCGCGAUGAGUGCUGGUGGUAGCGGGGUGAUUGAAAUUUGUUCCUGGGUACCCAAUAAUGAACAGCCAGAUUGGAAGAUCAUUGGCACCCGCCGUUCUGGAAGCUUUGUGUACAAUUGUGCCGUGAUGAGUUGUUGACAUACCAGGGCUACUACAUUAUCAACUGUACAUCUUGACCAAAAGGAAGGAUAAAGAAGGCAAAUUCUGCUGAGUCUGUUUUGCUUCUUAAUGGGUAACUUCUGCCCACUGGCAUUUUAGGCUAAGCUGAAGGUCCGAUAGAACUUCUCGUGUAGCUUCUUACUUGUUUAUGUCUAGUCUCUUCAUUUUAAUUCCAUUUGGAAGGCCUGCAAUUGAAUUCCAGAACGUGGGACAUGCAGUGCAGUAUUUUAGAUUAGUAAUUUGGUGCAACCUCAAACAUUUUGAUCUUCCCUGCCUCCCUGGGUAACUUGAUCAAAUUUUCUUUUUAAGCUCCAGAGAAUAGCCUUACAUUGGCAAAUCAUUUGCCCAUAGAUUGUAAGAAAUAAAAGAGGAAAGAAAUGUCUUUGUGGACAAUUGUUGCAUUUUCCCUUUGUCUUUUCUUGGUUAAUUGUGACUGGAGGCAAUGUGUUUUUUUGCAAGACCUGUAGAGUAUGAACACUCAUCAGUUGUGCCUUGUUAUCCUACCUAUGGUAUCUGAUAAUGUUAAUGUUGUCUCAAUUUGGCUUCUUGAGUGCGGAAAUGUGCUUUUGGUCAUAUGUGAAUGAACAUUUUAGUUUUGGAACAAGUGAAUGUCUUGGGACAUUAGUUUCCAUUUAGACUUGCAAUAAUUCUGAUUAAUUGAUCAUUUCCUUUGAGUUAUGACUUUGUAGCUUUGUGGUUUUCUAAAUAAUUCACAGCAACGUCAGUAUAUACUACUGUGAUGUUAUGUCUCGAACGUGGUGUAUUGUAGUCAGUCUAUAUUGUAUGGCUACGAUGUUGAAAUUAUUUUAUGUUGGCUUGAACUAGAUGCUUUAAGUGGUGCACAGAAAUCACAUUUAUUUACUGUAAUUUGUGUGGAAGUUUGUGCCUGACUGCCUGUUUGUUCUGUUGACAAUGGUCUAAUAUCCUUCUGUCCAUUAAAAAAGGGUGUUGAUUGCUUUGCAUCACCGAUGAAUGAAGCAUAUCAGUACCUAAACUGUAGGAGUGUCUUAAAAAAAGCAUAUCGGUAUUAAAUAAACGGUAUAAAUGAGUUCCCAUUCUCUGUUUCGUAUAACAGAGAGCUUAAAAUCAGUGAUCUGUAACUUCUACACCUGAUCUGCCUUUGUAGAGCAUUGCUUCUUCUAUGAUAAUGAUCUUAGCGAAGUGUUUUGUGACAAAAAGAGAGGGGGGACAUGAUCAUUCUGUUGAGGAUCUGUAUUGAUAGUGUGCCAUGGUUUGAGGUCCUAGGAGUUCAGGUGUGUCCCCAACACCACAAGAUCCUGGUUAUGUCUAGGCGCUAAGUCAUGUUCCUAAUGUCACAGCACACCACAACAACUCAAAACCGUGACUUUUGUUUCCCUUUUUUUUGACCUGUUCAUGUGUACCGUGGAAAUUUUGUGGUAAUAUGAGGAGGGAUUCUUUUUUUCUGAAUAAAAUUUCUAGGGAGUAAUUAGUCUUCCUUAUCUACAUGACUAUUUUGGCAGUUAUCCUUGUAUUUCUAGUCCUCACUAAGAGAAUUGAUGAUAUCAAUGAUUUUUUUUGGCAUUUUACACUUGUGCAUCGCUCUGGUUAUACAAGGUUGCUCUGCUCUUUUUUUAUAGUGCAUUUCAUGCUUAUUGAAGAGUCUCUUUAAGACUUAAAAGCAUAUGUUCUUCCUGCUCCAACAGGUAAGCUAUCUAGUAGGACACAAGUUGGAUGAUAACCCAUUGUCUUCAUGAGCUUAUAGGUGUAGUGAUUAGUCAUGUAUAUGUUUAGCAUAUAAUAGGUGAUUGUGUAAUUUAGUUUGUGUAAUGGUCCAUUCAAACAUAACAAAAUUGGUAGGAGGAUGAGCAGAAGAUUGACACCUGUGUGUUCUAGGCCUGCUCCCUGAUGAAGGACACAUAUUAAACAUGCAUAUGUGAGCCCUUCAGCGGAUAUCAUAUGUUUGUAUGGCUUUCUGUCAGCUGAAUUGAAGUUAAUAGCCAUUGCAUUUAAGUCUGACUAUUUGGAUCCAAAGUUUUGCUAGGCGCUAGGCGGAAUCUAGGCGAUGACCCUUAGCCUAGGGACUAGUCCAGCCUAGGCUUGCCUAGGCGAUGCUAGGCGUUUUUCUAGGCGUUUUGCCAACUUAUAUAAUAAUAUAUACAUUUAUAGAUAAAAAAAUAGGGAAGGACCAGUAGACAUACAACCGUGCAGGAGAGAAGCAAGCAGUGGGAGAGAAGCAAACAUGAGAGGAGAGAAGCAGGGGAGAGAAGCAGGGGUCCGACGUCCGGUAGGGGUCCGGCGUCAGCCGUGUUGGAGAGAAGCUGCAGCCGCGUCUCUGGCGUCAGCCGUGCAGGAGAGAAGGGAGAAGCAAGCGUCGAAAGGGGAAGAACUGAAGAAGCAAGCAGGCACUUUUCAACCGCAAACCCUAAACCCUAUCCCCCGCGCGCCACCCUUUUCCCUCCCACGCGCGCGCCGCAUUUUUCCCUCCCGCGCGCGCGCCCUUUUCCCGCGUGCUAUUUCCCGCUAGCGUGCGCGGCGCGCGCCUAGCUCGCCUAAGCGCCGCCUGAGCUCCUGGGCGCCGCUGAGUCGCCACGGAAUCGCCGCCCGGUGCCGCCUAGGCGCUCCAAUCGCCUAGGGGCCCGCCUACCCCCCUAGUCCAGGCGGGAGGCCGUGGCCUAGAGACUAGGCGCGCCUAGGCGCGUCGUAGGCGACGAUUUUCAAAACCCUGUUUGGAUCAUUCUUAUUAGUGGUUCAGAAAUAUGUCGUGAGUUUAGGCCAUUAAAUCUUUCUUGAAUUGUGAAGGUUAUACAUUUAAAAUUAUGGAACCUUAUAGUUUAAACAGUUAUGACAUUUAUAACUUUUUUCUUAAGAUGUAAAAUAUUUCCUAUCAAUAAGUACCACUAGCUCAAUGGCAUAGCUUAUCUGAACCUCAGGUUGAUUUUCCCAUAAACGCAACAUGUAAGUAAAUGACUCAAUCUGAAUUUAUUGUGGGCCAGUUUGUGUUGCUGUUCUACACUGUGGAAUACUGGGAUAUAAUCAGUUCUGUGCAAAGUAUGGUUAAAAUGGACUGCAGUCCACCAUUUUAGCUCCUAGGAUAGAAAGUAUUAGAACAUUUUUCCGUACUAUUUCUUUCUUUAUAAAUGCUAUGAAGCAUUUUGACAUAAAAUUAUGAUUUUUUUUGUUAAGCACAUUCAUUUAUAAUAUAAUUCAGAGUGACAAGGAUAUAGUUUUGUUUGUUUCCAUUAGUUCUGAGGUCUGACUGUACCAAAACAGGAGAGGUUUGUGGCACUAGCAUUUGCGUUGGCAAUGAGGAUUCACAUGCUCUACUAUAGCAUUCUGGUCCCAUAUCUUUGAUAGUGAUAAUGUGCGCAGAAAUAUGCGGAUUAGAAGUAGAUGUAUGUGUUUCAAAGCAGAAUCAAUAUGGUACAGUUUUACCUUUAUUAUUGUUUAUCUGAAGUUCUGAACUAAGUUACUUAUUAGUACUCCCUGGUCCGAAAAGGAAUGCAAUUCUAGGUUUGGACCAAGUUUACAUAAAAUAACAUUAACAUAUGUCUUCAAAUAGGUUUACUGUGAAAAAUAUUCCAUAAUUAAUUGAAUAAUAUUUAUUUGGCAUCAUAAAUCAAUACUUCUUUGUGUAGAUUUUGUAAAAUUUGAAAUCAUUUGACUCCCCACCAAGCAAGAAUUGUAUUCUUUUUGGGAUGGAAGGAGUAGCUGUUUUCAGUUCAUGCUAUCUUAUUGAGUUUAAGUACGCUGUUAGAUCUAUUAAUUAACAAUUUCAUUAGCCAAAUUGUCAAGAUCCCAUUAACAAAGGUAUGCCAUUUGAGUUUGAUGGUAUGUUUGAUCCUUUACCUUCUAUUGCCUUCGCAACAUAAAUUGCAACUUUUUUGGUACAUAUGAUGUUGCAUACUUCCAGUUUCCAUUGGUUUGACCUUGACACGAAAUAGCAACUUCCCAAUUUUCUGCCCCCCUUUCUCUGAACACAAUAUUAACGCAGUGGUUGGCUUUCAUUUAGUCAGUUCUACUCCCAAGACGACUUCUAGAGCGCCAAGUUGAUGCUUAUGUUCUCCGAAUGGGACUAAAUAUCUAUGGGUUUCAUCUUCCUGAUAAUGAAAGAGGAAGUGCCUUCUUUUCUAGGGAUGAUUUCAGUGGAGAACAAACUAAAGAAGAGAACAAGUAUAUGGCAUUGUGCUCCACCUGGAGAACCAAGGAAAGGCAGAAGCAGAAAGGACAAGCAACCAAACGAAUAGUGUUACUGACUAGUGUGACAAGCCACUGAAAAAGAAUCAGAUCCAUCAGAUUCAAGCUGGUAGAAUCUCCGACGCAGCUGCUCCAUUAGCUGUGCCCGUCUCAGUGGCUACAUGGUGUCGAAGGUUUCUAUGGUUAGUAUCAAAGAAACUUCAGCACUACGAAUAAUCUCUGCAGCGGAAAUCAUUGGUGGGUAUAAUAAAAGCUUCCUGUUUACACACACAUGAAAGCCAGUUUAGUCACACAGCUGGUAUGACGUAAAUCUGCUGUUUCCGCAUUUUAGAAAUUCCCUCCCCAAAGCAAGAUGGGGGGCAUAUAAAGUUAUCGCUGCCAAGGAAUUUGUCCUGCCCUAUGUUGUUCUUGAUGCACCUACUUCAUUGGGUGAUGCAUAAAGUUGCUAAUGUCACUGCUUUAUGGUCACGAUGUGUCUAUAUUUUGUUGGCUUGUUGUAGUCCAGUGAUUCUCUUACUCUUUUACUAAUUUUCUCAGGUCACAAUCUACAAUGUUAGAUUAGAUGCACCUCUCGCCAGGCUGAAGGACGUACCAGUUACUGAAUUAUUUUGUGUGGAUGUCGCGCUUGUACUCGAGAAGACGAUGCAUCACCGGGCACCGGACGCACCAAUUCCACCGCCCGAGGCAGAUGCAAGUGAAGGCGGCUCAGGACUCAUCCUGUCCGCCUUGCUGUAUCCUUCGCUUGCCAUUUGCUGUACAAAGAAAAAAAAAGGCGUUUCUGACAGUGACUUUGAAAUCUUGUCGCGAGCUUACUAGUUGGCUGGUGCUGUCAUGUCAGGAAACGGAUGAUUGCAGAUUACCGAACAUUACCUGUUGGGAAGGGAAAAAACAAACGGUGCUCUUGCAUCCGACGCGAUUACAAGUUGGCAGCAUCUUAUGCCUUUUGGCGAUCAAGUCCACAGGAGAGUGCUCAUUGCAUCUAAAACGGUGAAGUGAUGGGUGCUGUGGCAUUCAGGCUGAGGCGAAACCUGCGAACCUACUGUAUAUUCAGGUAUGUUUUAGCCAACCUUCAGGGCUCAGUGCCUAUCCUAUGGUACCAUUCAGAAUCAUAGUGCCUUUAGUUAGUUGAUGGUGCUGGUGGUUGGAACACAAUAAUUACCUGAUCGCCAAGGCCUGCAACUGAGCCCUCUCAAGAUUGUUAAUUCCAUGUAAAGUUCUCCUGUGGAUGUUGCAUUGGGUGGGGGGCUAGUUGGAGACAAAAUCUUCUCCUACCUUUUUCUCAAGAACCCUAGAAAGAAACAUUUCUCAA
Zea mays is the source of this 7143-nucleotide messenger RNA. RefSeq lists its product as uncharacterized. The record is from RefSeq and is a predicted model, not a curated record. The transcript is spliced from 4 exons. NCBI's taxonomy places the organism in Eukaryota, Viridiplantae, Streptophyta, Magnoliopsida, Poales, Poaceae. Gene Ontology annotation, cellular component: nucleus. Gene Ontology annotation, molecular function: protein binding. Bases 333 to 1658 code for a protein of 441 amino acids.